CUACCCAAUGAUGACAGGUUGGAUGACAAGGGCUCUGUGGAUAUUCAUGCCAACCCCCCUCUCCCUGAGAAUGUGAUGAAAGAGGAGGACAACACGGUAUAUUUCAUCUAUGACGAGGAGGUAGAGGACGAAGACAAAGAGGAACCUCCUCCUGCAGAGCCCAUCAAACCAGUCAACGACAGACCUCACAAGUUCAAGGACCACUACUGCAAGAAACCAAAGUUUUGUGACGUCUGCGCACGCAUGAUAGUUUUAAACAAUAAGUUUGCAUUGCGAUGUAAGAACUGCAAAACCAGCAUCCACCACCAGUGUCAUUCCUACGUGGAGUUCCAGAGGUGUUUUGGCAAAAUUCCUCCAGGAUUCAGAAGAGCCUACAGUUCACCUCUCUACAGCAGUCAGCCAAAUUCCACAGUCUCACAGCUGCUGCCCUUUUCACAGUCAAACCGUACCGACCCUGUGUUUGAGACGCUGCGUGUUGGUGUGAUCAUGGCCAACAAGGAGCGUAAAAAAGGGUCAGAGGACAAGAAGAAUAUGAUGAUGACAGAGGAUGAUGAGUCCCAGCCCAAACAGGAGGAUGAAGGAGGUGAAGGAGCAAACACAGAAGGAGCCAAGAGAGGAGACAAGGCUCCUGUUGAUGACAAGAGUAAAAAGCUUCAGUCAGGAAAGAUCGGCGUGUUCAGUCAGUCUCACUACUAUCUGGCUCUGUACCGCUUCAAAGCCAUCGAGAAAGAUGAUCUGGAUGUUCAUGCUGGUGACCGCAUCACGGUGAUAGAUGACUCCAAUGAGGAAUGGUGGAGGGGGAAGAUCGGAGAGAGAACGGGCUUCAUACCUGCCAACUACAUCAUCCGAGUGCGAGCAGGAGAGGGGGUGUACAAGGUGACACGCUCCUUCGUUGGCAACAGAGAGAUGGGCCAAAUCACUCUGAAGAAAGACCAGAUUGUAGUGAAGAAGGGUGAGGAGGUAAACGGCUACCUAAAGGUCAGUACAGGACGGAAGCUCGGCUUCUUCCCCGCCAACCUCCUGCAGGAGAUCUGAGGAGGACUGGCAGACGCCACAUUAAACCCUCGGCCAGCUUCCGUCUCAGCUUCAUCACCUGCUGUGGCAGACAUGCUUGUUUAUGGUCCAAAGCAACAAAAACACUUUUUCAC
Messenger RNA from Perca flavescens (yellow perch), 1148 nucleotides. Its product is annotated as SH3 and cysteine-rich domain-containing protein 3. Gene Ontology annotation, molecular function: protein binding. Gene Ontology annotation, biological process: positive regulation of voltage-gated calcium channel activity; skeletal muscle contraction; positive regulation of protein localization to plasma membrane. The transcript is spliced from 11 exons. NCBI's taxonomy places the organism in Eukaryota, Metazoa, Chordata, Actinopteri, Perciformes, Percidae. The annotation marks the transcript as partial. The record is from RefSeq and is a predicted model, not a curated record.